Westerdykella ornata is the source of this 1809-nucleotide messenger RNA. RefSeq lists its product as uncharacterized. NCBI's taxonomy places the organism in Eukaryota, Fungi, Ascomycota, Dothideomycetes, Pleosporales, Sporormiaceae. The transcript has 3 exons. Bases 131 to 1762 code for a protein of 543 amino acids. The record is from RefSeq and is a predicted model, not a curated record.
UGCUUGAGUCGAUCGAUUUCGAUACUUUCCGAGUUACUGCGCUGGACGUUACAAUUGCCGCUGUGGAAGCGCAGUGCGCUCGCUCCACCACAUUUCCCCCUCCUUGAAAGACAGAGAGAGAGGGAAGGAAAUGGAGAUCAGGAUAUCAAGACUAGGUGCGCUUCUGGCGCUACUAAGUGCAUCCCUCACACACGCCCAAUCCAUAGCCUCGCCAUCACCGUCAUCAUCAUCCCAACCAGCGCCAACCUCACCCCCAUCAUCCACCUUCUACGUCCCCGAAACCGAAACCCAGUUCUCCCUCAACAUCGCCAAUGACACCACUUCCGACUCGGGCGAUGUGUACAUGUACAUGACGAGUCCGGCGUACUCCUGGGUGGGGUUUGGGUUUGGGAGCCGGAUGGAGGGCGCGCUGAUGUUUGUCGUGUAUGCCGAUGGGAGCGGGAAGAGUACGUCUAUGUUCCAAGUAUCUUCUCUCCAUGUUGCGCUACUCUCCUCGCGAAAACAGCAUCCGCGAAGAUCAGUCCUAACACCAAAUACUAACCUCCCCCUCACAGACCUCACACUCUCCCCCCGCCUCUCCCUCCACGGCCCCCACACCGAACCCUCCUUCGCCCCGGCCACGCAAAUCUCCCUCCUCCCAGGUACCCGCAUCGACCCGGACUCGGGCAUGUUCGUCCUCCACGCCGUCUGCCGCUACUGCCGCGCCUGGCCCGGCGGAUCCCUGGACGUCACGUCCCGCACCGCGCCCAUGAUCUUCGCCUUCGGCCCGGGCCACGCGAUGAUGAGCGACGACAAGAACGCGGGACUGAAGCGGCAUGGCCGAUUCGGCCGGUUCGAGAUGGACCUCGUUGCGGCCACGGGUGUUGGAGGUGUACCUGAGGGGAAUCAGAAGGAGAUGAGGGGGGUCAGGAUGCUGGAUGGGGAUUUUGGGAGGAAGGAUCACGAUGGGAAGAAAGUUGCGCAUGCGGUUCUGGGGUGUUUGGCGAUUUUCGUCGUGUGGCCGGUGAAUGUUGCCGUGGGGGCUUGGGUGAGGAGGAGGAGGGGGUGGGUGCAUGGGGUCGUGAGUGCCGUGUUGGUGGGUAUGUUGGCGGCGAGUUAUGGGGUGGGUGGUGUGGUUGGGGGGCAGUUUAAUCGGUCCCGAACGCUCCAAACCCCCCACCAGAUCCUCGCCCUCAUCUCCCUCUUCCCCCUCCUCCUCACCGUCCUCCUGCCCCUCUGGCCUCUAACCCGCCUCGCGCCGACCGUCCUCCCAGAACUCCACGUCCCCUUCGCCUCCCUCACCCUCGUCUGCCUCAUCCUAACGGGGGGCCUGGGUCUGCAUCUCGGCGGCCAGAGUCGCCCCAUCAUCCUCGUCUACAGCGCUGUAGCGCUCGGAAUCUUCCUCUUGUGUUUGAUUGUGCAGCGGUGUGCGAGGAGGAGGAGGGGGAGAGGAGGUCAGCGGGAGGAGGAGGAGGAGGAUGAGCAGAGAUUAAUGAGUUCUUCGGGAGGCAGGGGGAUGGGGAUGGGGAUGAAGAUGACUCUGAAGGGAUGGAAAGAUGUGGGGAGUGCGAGUGCGAGUGCGAGUUUGAGGAGCGAGAGCGCGGCUAGUGUCGACAGGCCGGGGUAUUACGCAGGUGGACGGGCGGGGAGUCCGACGAACGGGGACGCAAAUGGGAGUGGGAAUGCGAAUGGAGGCAAGGUGUUUGGAGGCGGGACCAUGCCCGGUCCGCAGUAUUUGCUGAAUAUGCAUCCUGGGGUGCCGGUGCAGCCGGGUCGGUGGUAAACGUAUAAGAAUGGGGGGUUUUCCGAGGGCGAGUGAGGUCGCAUGUG